CACCAAACACCCCUCCUCAACCAGCCAGACAACAUGCACGUUGCUGGUAUCUCCUCCCUUCUGCUCCUGGCAGCUGGUGCUGUCCAGGCUGCCAGCUCCUGGAGCUUUGACGAUGCCAGCAUCUCCAUCAGCAACAAGAAGACUGCUGGCGAAGCUGCCAAAGAAUCUUUUGGUGUCCAGUCCCCCCUCAAGACCCCAGUGUCCCUCAGCGCACAAGAUACCCUCACCGUUAGCCUGACGGCCAAGGACAAUGGCAAGGCGAAGCGACCACACCAGGCAUUUCUCCUCCUGACCGAUCAGUCGACGGGCCUGGAGGCGCCUUUCCCUCUGAGUGUCCGGGACAACGGCAAGGGCAAGGUGCAAAUUACCCAGAAAGACAUCCCCGCCCAGUUCUUCGUGUCGUCCGAGCCUCUCCACGCGAGCGUGGUCAUCGGCUCCUUUGGCUCUUCUCAGGGUGUCAUCUCUGACGCCUUUAACAUUGAGAUCAAGCCAGAUUCCACUACUCCUCCUGCCGCCGCGUCACCUCCCCUUCGCUACGGCAAGCAGCCUCAGAUCCACCACAUCUUCCGAGAGCCUACCAAGUAUGGGUACAAGAUCAUCUCUAUCGCCGUCUCACUGGUUAUUGCGGCUACACUGCCGGUCGUCGUGGGUGUUUGGCUCUUGCACGGCGCCAACGUUAGUCAACUCCCCAAGGCCGUGGGCGCGGCUCCGGUAUCCUACGCUACCUUCUUGGGCUCGAUCGUGGCCAUGGAAUUUGUUUACUUCCUCUACCACCGCGGAUUAUCCCUGGGCCACAUUCUCGUUCCCGUGGCUGUUCUGAGCACCACCACUGUUCUCUCCGGUAUGAGGGCCCUUGGUGAGGUGCAAAGCCGGCGACUGGCUGGAGAGCGAUAGGUUGUUGUCUAGCGGAAGAUUUGGAGCGGCGGCCAUUUCCUCAAGAGAGGUCCGCAUCCAAGAGGCCGGCCUGGUCACGAUUCAUCAUACCAUAUGGCUGAUUGUUCCUGGAGGGCAUUCUAUAUCCACAUCCUGGUCAGCCUCUCUCUCUGCUCCCAUGCGAGAGCAUGACCAGUUCGUCCUGGAGGGUCACAAUCCAUAUCUGAGGGCGGAUAGCCGGAAGUUUCACAGGUAGUGGAAAUGUACAUUAGAGCUGAAAGCAUAUCGGCCCGAGAACGGCUCAGGAAAAGGAAUGGAAAAGCAUCAUGACAUGAGACUCACGAGCAUGAUGUGCGCAAGUUGAGCACGAAGACACCUCUUGUGACAGAG
Molecule: messenger RNA, 1263 nt
Organism: Cryphonectria parasitica EP155
Lineage: Eukaryota; Fungi; Ascomycota; Sordariomycetes; Diaporthales; Cryphonectriaceae
Exons: 4
Coding region: 34-894 (286 amino acids)
Biological process (GO): protein N-linked glycosylation
Cellular component (GO): oligosaccharyltransferase complex; membrane
Source: RefSeq, a predicted model, not a curated record